Molecule: messenger RNA, 1026 nt
Organism: Linum tenue
Lineage: Eukaryota; Viridiplantae; Streptophyta; Magnoliopsida; Malpighiales; Linaceae
Source: the annotation of a GenBank genome assembly
GUGAAUGGGGCGGUUCGCAGCGCAAACAUGAUACCAAACACAUGUCGGAGCCGCAGAAUAAGGGUGGUAGUGUAGACGCUCAAGGAUCAGCUAAUGGCCUUAAAAUUGACCCUGCUCCUGAGGUGGACAAGGUUAAACUUGGAGAAGAUGGUUGGAAAGAGAGAUACUAUGUGCAUAACUUUCAGCUUAACUCGGAAAAUGAAUGUGAGAGGAUUCAGCGACAAGUGGUGAGAAUUAUAUUUUUUUAUUUUUCUUCAUUGAUUCUACUUUGGUGCAUCAUGUUUUUUGAUUCCUUGCAUAAUUUUUCUAUAUGAAUUAGUCGCUGCUUUCUUUCUUCAUUUGACAAGGAUUUUGGCCCAUUGUAAUUGUUGUCCAAUUUCUUAAUUUCUUUCCUUAACUCUCCCUAAAAGUUCUCUAAUUUAUACUGGAUUCAUUCCGUUGGACAACUAUGUUAAUUGGUCGUUUUCUAAUUUACAUAGGUAGAGAAAUAUAUAGAAGGACUAUCCUGGGUUAUGCACUACUACUACGAAGGGGUAACUACGAAGGGGUAUGCUCAUGACAAUGGUAAGCGGUUUUUCUAUUUGAAUAUCGUCAUUUCCCUGCAUGAGUCUCUAUUCUUCUCUUACAACUCCAUCUUGAAGAUGCCUGAGUAGAACCACAGAUGCUGUGAGGCGUCUGGUCGUUUUUGCUUCUGAAUGCUCGAUCCGAAUUGUGGCAAAUCACCACAAUUUCUACAUGUUCCUUAGUUAUGCAAGAAGAUUUUGGCCCAAACCUCUCUGGCUUUAUUCUUGACCAAUAACAUGAAUUCUAAGUAGUUUAACUAGGCUACUACUUCAUUUUUCUUGUCAAUUGAUAUGUGUUGAUGUCGUGUGAAGUAACAAACUUACCGAAGCAAAUUUCUGCAUCCAAUUUACAAUCGACCCUCUGAUCCUUGAGGAACUUCGUCACAUACUCAAAAAUCACUUUCCCCACUGGUGCAUGAUCCUCCUUAGCAACUCGGGCAUUGGGCUGUCGAGUAGGAAAGUC